Molecule: messenger RNA, 2349 nt
Organism: Microcebus murinus (gray mouse lemur)
Lineage: Eukaryota; Metazoa; Chordata; Mammalia; Primates; Cheirogaleidae
Source: RefSeq, a predicted model, not a curated record
UCUAGUGUCACACAGCAAGUCUGUGGUCAAGCUGAGAUUCACACUCAGACAUUCUGGCCCCUUGACUGUCCAACAGAUUCUCUUUCACCUGAAUGGUCCAGAUGACAUCCUACCUAGAAUUAGAAAGAAGGGGGGAUGAGAUAGGGCCUUUGGGCUGGAGCCUCCUGGGACUAAUGGCACUGGUUGGUUUGCCAGGCCCAGACAUGUUCUGCCUUUUCCACGGGAAGAGAUACUCGCCUGGUGAGAGCUGGCACCCCUACCUGGAGCCACAAGGCCUGAUGUACUGCCUGCGCUGCACCUGUGCUGAGAACGCCCAUGUGAGUUGUUACCGCCUCCACUGCCCGCCUGUCCAUUGUCCCCAGCCUGUGACGGAGCCACAGCAGUGCUGUCCCAGGUGUGUGGAACCUCACACACCCUCUGGGCUCCGGGCACCCCCAAAGUCCUGCCAGCACAACGGGACCACGUACCAACACGGAGAGAUCUUCAGUGCCCAUGAGCUGUUCCCCUCCCGCCUGCCCAACCAGUGUGUCCUCUGCAGCUGCACCGAGGGCCAGAUCUACUGUGGCCUCACGACCUGCCCUGAACCAGGCUGCCCCGCACCCCUCCCGCUGCCUGACUCCUGCUGCCAGGCCUGCAAAGAGGGGGCAAGUGAGAAAUCAGCUGAAGAGGACACGGCACAGUCACACCGUGGGGUGAGACAUCCUCAGGACCCAUGUUCAGGUGACGGUGGGAGAAAGAGAGGCCCAGGCACCCCAGCCCCCACCGGCCCCAGCGCCCCUCUGGGCUUCAUCCCUCGCCACUUCCGACCAAAGGGGGCAGGCAGCACGACUGUCAAGAUUGUCCUGAAGGAGAAACAUAAGAAAGCCUGCGUGCAUGGCGGGAAGACGUACUCCCAUGGGGAGGUGUGGCACCCAGCCUUUCGCUCCUUCGGCCCCCUGCCCUGCAUCCUGUGCACCUGUCAGGAUGGCCGCCAGGACUGCCAGCGUGUGAACUGCCCCACCGAGUACCCCUGCCGUCAUCCUGAGAAAGUGGCUGGCAAGUGCUGCAAGAUUUGCCCAGAGGACAAGGCAGACCCUGGCCACAGUGAGAUCAGUUCCACCAGGUGUCCCAAGGCACCGGGCCGAGUCCUCGUCCACACAUCCGUGUCCCCCGGCCCAGACAACCUACAUCGCUUUGCCCUUGAGCACGAGGCCUCUGACCAGGUGGAGAUCUACCUCUGGAAGCUGGUGAAAGGAAUCUUCCACUUGAUUCAGAUCAAGAAAGUCAGGAAGCAAGACUUCCAGAGAGAGGCGCAGAACUUCCGGCUGCUCGCUGGCACCCACGAAGGUCACUGGAACGUCUUCCUAGCCCAGACCCCGGAGCUGAAGGUCACGGCCAGCCCAGACAAAGCGACCAAGACAUUAUAACAAAGACUUAAACAGUUGCAGAAAUGAGCUUUAUCUUUUUUGUUAUUAUAUAUUAAUAAAUAAGAAGUUGCAUUACCCCAACCCUGUCUGCUGUGUUCGUAUCCUGUCUCCUGCAUGCUCUCCCAGGGACUCUGCAGGGCAGGCCUGGUGAUGCCCAUUUCACAGGGUGCAGGCUGAGAUCUGAAGGGGCAGAGCCUGGCCCCAGUCUUCACAGUGAGUCGGCCCUGGACCAGUGAGCUCCCGCAGCCUCCCUCGCCCCAGGCCCUUGUCUGCAUAGUGCCCUUCUGCUGUCCCCAGACCCCCAACUGUGGCACGCCCUGCUUUUACAAACAGCCCCCUUCCCACAGCUCUUUGGCACUGAGACUGAUGACAGUUAGCCGGGGAAUGGAAAAUGGAGCCCCAAAGCCCUUUCCCGGCAAACAGUCCAGAGUCCUCACCACUGCUGGCCACAUUUACAAAGAGGAAACUGAGUGCAGGGAGGAGCAGCGAGCAGUCACUUGCCUGAAGCCAUGGAGCUGGUUGGUAGCAGAGCUGGAGUUAGAAGCCAGGUCUCUUGCUCGGGGCGAGCACUCCCUCCCCAGUUCCGUGCUGUGACUAAUGUUACAAGCCCAAAUAUCCUCACCCCAGAGGAUUUCCAAGACUUGCAGUCAAAUUGCCAAGCUGGCACCAUGCUUUGAGAAGAAGGCCUAACAGUUACAAUUAAAAACACCACCAAUAAUUUAUCCUGCCCAUGUGUACAAGUCCUUAGAAUUUCAGAGAUGCUUCAACGCCCAUGAUUUCGCUCAAGGUGAGCAGUGUAGGAAUUACCCACAUUUUAGAGAGGAGGAGACGGAGGCUCAGUGUUGGCAAAUGUCUUCCCCAAAGCCUCACAGUUAUGAGCUGUGAAGCUGGGUGGGGGCUCAGGCCUCCUGCCUCCCAGGCGGGCCCUCUCCCCAGCACAGCA